Molecule: messenger RNA, 9222 nt
Organism: Anopheles funestus (African malaria mosquito)
Lineage: Eukaryota; Metazoa; Arthropoda; Insecta; Diptera; Culicidae
Product: vesicular acetylcholine transporter-like
Exons: 2
Coding region: 1579-3342 (587 amino acids)
Biological process (GO): neuromuscular synaptic transmission; transmembrane transport; xenobiotic transport
Cellular component (GO): cytoplasm; AP-1 adaptor complex; membrane
Molecular function (GO): choline O-acetyltransferase activity; xenobiotic transmembrane transporter activity; acetylcholine transmembrane transporter activity
Source: RefSeq, a predicted model, not a curated record
UGUUUUUAUGUCUCGAGCUGCCUUUGUAUGGGUGAAUGUGGUGAAUUUCAUUUGUCUCGCAGCUACUUUUUGGGGGUUCGGUAGCACCAGAACCGCUGGCAUACAGCUAGAAUGUACUAACGUUCGCUGCGGACCAGAUCGAACGCGGUGGUGGUCUGUAUCGUUGUAGUUAAGUGUUUUUUUUGCUUAGGAUGUUUCUACUGGAUUAAAAGAGGGGAAAGAUUUAUUUUAGCAAAGUCGCCAGUGAAAACAUCCUUAAAAGCUCGUAGUAAUCAACUUUCGUGAAUAUUAUUUAUAAGGACAGGUGAAUCCUGUGAAGAAGAAAAUCAAACUGCACCGUGUUUCAGGGUGGGAACAGUGGAAUGUGUGAAAAUAGGCAAAGAAAGUGCAUUAUGAAAACGUCAUAAAUUGACAAAAAUAGUUCUUUGAGGAUACUAAUCGUUUACGUAACAUACAUUGGCCCAAUGUUGUGGCAAAUCUCAUAGCCCUUUUUUAUUUGUUAGUAGUUUCGAUGUACCUUUUUAUUAAUAAAUUUCUUUCUCAUCUCAAAACCAAAACAAAUGCAGAGAAAUAGUGUGUGGCGGUGUCCUCGCAGGCUGAGUGGGGGGAUUCAAUCAAAAAAUCCGAUUUGUCAGACCGAUUGUGAACAGCAAUAGCUGUCUACACAACGACGUGGUCAGCUGCUAGUGCUUUAGAAGCGAAAGCAUAAAUCGGACUGCAGCCGGUUCUAUAGUUCGUGGAUAAGUGUGGCUUCCUUACUUAAUGCUGGAUCAGUCACGGUUAGGUUGACUGUGAGUGUCGCUGUGUACGUGCGUGUGUGUGAGUGAAAAUUUUUGCAGAAGAAAAAAAAGGCAAUCGAAAUUCUUGCGGCUGUAAAGUGGCUGUAAAGUGAGCACAAGCAGCACAGUUUAACACACAGGCCGUAACCGUUACGUCAAACAAGUGAUCGUGGCGUCAUCCGGCGACAGUGGUGCUGCACCAGCGGGCGAACAAUCGAACGCCCUGCUCUCCAAACUAGGCAGCUCGCUGUUCGGGGCCACCGGUUCGCCCCAGAAGGUGGUCACCAAUAUCCGUGGAUUCCUUUCGAACCGGCUGACCAGCGUUUCGAUCCCCGACACAGGUUGCCGCCAUCUUGGACAACGAUCGUAUCCCCCCGUGUCUUAAAGCCAUCGUAAAACGUUUUCUGCACUCCCGAUUGUAUGUGUGACGUACGUGCAAAUGAAUAAACGAUAAAGCUAUGUGGUGAGAUCGAACCACAUCGUCCACUGUGAUCUAGAUACGGUCAAACAGACGGGUAGUACACGCACACACUCAUCACAUACGACAUGAUCCAGCAAGUGUGUGAUCUUUAUCAGCCCAAUCAAACAGUUGUGCGUUUGAGGCUACCAUCAAUCACGUUUAGCAGUGCCUAAGACACACGAGAAGAUCCAGAAAACCGAGGCACACCUAGAAUCUGACAGGUACGGGGGGCGAUUUCAUCAAAGUCAUCUCCGCAGAAGUUCUUCGGAUCAGGCAGGCAGGUGGUCGGCGACACUUAUUUGACAUACUGAGGAAUCGGAACGAUCGCAGACAGCAAACAUGGCACCGUUACCCGUAAUUAAUCUCGAACCGAGCGAGGUGAAGGAGAUCUUCUGGACCAAAGUGAAGGAACCACAGUCGCAGCGUAAGCUGAUUCUCGUGAUCGUCUCAAUCGCACUGCUGCUAGAUAACAUGCUGUACAUGGUGAUCGUGCCGAUCAUACCGGACUACCUACGGUAUAUUGGUACUUGGGGUCCGGAAGAACCGUACAAUAUGAGUGCCCCCACCACCGUCUUUACACCGCACGCACAUUCACACCAUGGACAAGAUUCGGCCACCGGUAUCCUGUUCGCCUCGAAAGCCAUCGUGCAACUGAUGGUCAAUCCAUUCUCUGGCGCACUUAUCGAUCGGAUCGGAUACGAUCUCCCGAUGAUGGUGGGACUGAUCAUCAUGUUCCUCUCCACGAUGGUGUUUGCCUGUGGGCGUAGCUACAGUAUGCUGUUCUUCGCCCGUUCCCUACAGGGCGUUGGGUCGGCCUUUGCCGAUACUUCCGGUCUGGCCAUGAUUGCUGACCGGUUUACGGAGGAAGCGGAACGUACAAAGGCUCUCGGCAUUGCACUAGCAUUCAUUAGUUUCGGUUGUCUAGUGGCACCCCCGUUCGGUGGUGCAUUAUACCAGUUCGCCGGUAAGGAGGUUCCGUUCGUCAUUCUAGCGCUAAUAUCAUUGAUGGACGGAUUCAUGCUACUGCUUGUGAUGAAACCAAUCAAAGAGCAGCUGGCCGAUCGACACGAAGUAAAACCACCAUCCGUACCGAUCUGGAAACUGCUGAUGGAUCCGUACAUUGCCGUUUGUGCCGGUGCACUCAUGAUGUCUAACGUGGCACUCGCUUUCCUGGAGCCCACCAUAUCACUCUGGAUGGAGGAUAAUUUGACGACGGACAACUGGAAGAUUGGAAUGGUCUGGUUGCCAGCCUUCUUCCCACACGUAUUCGGUGUGAUCAUCACGGUCAAGAUGGCAAGGCAGUACCCGGAAAAGCAAUGGUUAAUGGCGGCCGGAGGACUCGCACUGGAAGGCCUUUGCUGCUUCAUCAUUCCCUUCAGCUCGUCCUACAUCAUGCUAAUGAUACCAAUCUGUGGAAUCUGUUUCGGGAUUGCGCUAAUAGACACAGCUCUACUGCCUACGCUCGGCUACCUAGUAGAUAUACGGUACGUCUCAGUGUAUGGUAGUAUCUACGCCAUUGCGGACAUCUCGUACUCAUUAGCGUACGCUGUUGGUCCGAUUGUUGCCGGCGGUGUGGUGGAAACGAUUGGCUUUACAGCCCUAAACUUCCUAAUAGCAUUCUCGAAUCUGUUGUACGCACCGGUUAUGUCUUAUCUGCGCAACAUCUACGACUUUAAGCACUUCGAAAAUGAAGCGAACGUACUGAUGGGUGAUCCACCGACGAAGGAAUACCAGACAUAUACCAUGCACGAUCAGCAGGUAGUUGGUGAGGAGUACAAAAAUCAUCUAGAGUACGGACGUCAAACGGAUGAUGGUAAUUAUCAGCAAGAGACCAAUAUCGACCAAGGAUACUCUCAGAAUGGUAGCUAUCAGCAACAACAGCAAGGUGGCUACCAAAACUAUCAACCCGGGUAUCAGGAGCAGGGAGGUAGCGUCUAUCAACAGCAACAACAAGCUCCACGGCAUCUUCCACAGCAACCUCAGCAGGUUGCCAAUCCGUUCCGACACGGGGAGUCUUCAGGACAGCAGCAGCAGCAGCAGCAACAACAGCAACCGGCUCCGUCUCAAUCGCGAGUCUCGAAUCCAUUCCGGCAAGGCUUUUAAGCAGCUACAUCAACGACUUCUUUGGAAUGCUUGAUCGCAGCACAACGAUCAGCGAUCCACAGCGCCCUCUUGUGCUACCGAUAGGUUAACUGUUGUUAUGCUUCGCUUUCUUCGAUAAAGAAGCUCUAGUUAGAAGACAAAAUGGUCACAUCUAAGUGUCCAACAAUGGACUACGUAGCAACACAGCUGCUACUUACACACGACGGACGGGAAUGACAGCUAGCAGACAUAAUCUAGUAUAAGGAAACGUUCUCAGGCGGAUACGCCAGCUAGUCAGUGCAUUCUCGCGGGAAUCAUGGCAAGGGUUCAUUCAAAUUGCAUCAAUAUCAUAGACAUAUCAACCCAAGCGUAACGUUCUAUUCGGGUGCAAGGCGAGGAAUUCCACCGACCCCUGCAAUGGACUGGCAAGCGUGCGCAUCCAGUCUCGGGAACAAGUUAAGUUCUUUAUGAAACGCUUCUGUUCAAAACAUUUUCACUAACGUAAGACACAACCAAGGUAACGAUACAUAUCAGAGCUUCGUGCUCGCCUGAAUUUACCAAAAAGUGAUAUUAUAUAGUGGAAGAGUUAUUAUAUCAAGUAGUAAUUUUAAGUGAUCCCCACAUCACCUCAAUUCAAGUGUGGCUUUUCGAGCAACGGCCCCAAUGGGCACUGUAUUUGUCUAAGCCUUGUCGACAAAAAAACACACGCGUUUCGGGGGAGGGGAGGAGAUACGGGAUUACACAGUCUCUACAUAUAGUAGUGGGUAGGAUAUAGUAUAAAGGAGUAAGUACUCUAUUCUACUAUUUGUUCUUUCUCCAUCUCUCUCUCUCUCGCUCUCAGCCUAUCUUACUCUAUCGCACGUACGAAACAUUGUACACACUCAGUUUUUUCCCCUGUACAUCGCAUUAAAGUACACUCAUCAAUGAAAUACACGUUGUUGCGUUGCGUUGGUCAUAGAGGACAGGUUCAGGGGAGCAGGAAUAAACUUACAACCAUGCUCAGGAUGUCCUUCUUGGACAUGGUUGUGGUGUGUUCCAUCACCGAAACAAUCUAUCCACUGACCGAAAGUCUCUAAUGGUAUCAAUUAAACUAGUUUACAGUUCGUUCGCACCGUACAAAAAAGGAUGCAAACAAGGAAUGGGCCCUGUGCUUGAGUGAGUGCUCACUCCAUGCUGCUCAGCACAUACCAAUCCAGAACUGCUCUGUAACAUGUAACCGGGAAACCGAAACAAAGGAACUAUACUUACUCACGUGUAACUAUUACGGUAUAACAUUUACAAAAAACUAAGGCAAGACGACGUAACGGAGGACCCGUGCGCGAAUUCAACAAGAUAUAUUAACGUAUUCAUAUUUAACUGUGUGUACACGCAUCAGCUUUUGUGUAAAAUUUAUCCCUGCCCAGCUGAACAGCACCGAUCAAAGUCGAUUAGAGUUUGGAUGUAUUAUACACCGAUCAUGCUUUAUACAUCUGUCCUCGUGCGUUCUCUAUUUAUAGGAAUGAGGAACAUAUUUAUGACAAUUAUCAAUAUCACAAUCAUAUCAGAGAGAGAGAUCAGCGUAUAUUGUAUCGAGCAAGUUGAGGAGCAAGUAUGGACAGGUGGACAGCAAAGUUAUGCAAAACGAUAAACUUUAUCCUGUAAGACUGGCAACCGACAAAAAUGUAUGCUUUUUUCCACAUCAGUAUCGGCAAAUGUGUUUUGCUUUGGUAGCGGGAUAGACUACACAAUCAAUGCCUGCAGUACUUAUUGUUAUAGUUUAGCAUUUUUCCCCCUGUUUCGUAUCACACAUUUCACGAAAACGUUCCUUUUUUGUACAUUAUUUUCGCUGCGUUCACCGUACCCAUGUUUAGGCUACUUAGCUAUAAAGGGCGGCGGUGUACCCUCAGAAGUACUUACUAAAAAUGCAAAUGGAAACGAAAGCGAUCUAAUUUGUUUGUAUAUAUUAAACCGGUACCAUUUUUCGCGCGGUCGAGAUACACUCACCAAACGGUUAUAUGGUUAACCGGGACUCACACUAAUCAACACAAUUAAUGCUAGUUUUUUAAGUAUAUCAAGCGGUGUUGCGUGCGAUCUGUGCCGUGGGCACACUACUGAAACGCUAGUGACAGUGGCAACCGCCCCUAACACGUAAAGCACUCGAAAAAGUAUCGUAACGAAGGUAAGAAAUGUAUGCUAGACAAACCGAAGAAUCGGCUCAUCGUAUGGACGGGCAUCUACGGGUUGAGUGUACAGAUCAGAUUGUAAACUUGGCCAUGUAAGACGCAUCCGUACAUGAUAGCCCAUGUACCAUAGUAGACUGUACCGGGCAGAGGAGGCGAGAUGUGCAAAAGGUACGAUAAUUGUAGAUUAUUAUAACGAAAGCAAACUAAAGGCUCUCCUCAGUUCUGUUGUCGCGAUUAGCUCCAAUGUUAUCGAUUUUUGUACCGGAAAGGGUUUUCUCCUAACGACUUCCCCGUUACAGCAUUGAAGCGUCUCGAGAAAUCAUAAACUUUCGCCCAGAAAUCCCGCCAGAAACACUCGUCUCAACGUAUUACAAUGUAGAGCGCACAAAAAACGCUAAAUUUUAUUCGCGUUUUCCUCAUUUAUUCAACCCAUCUUGUUUGCAUCUUGGGACGUUUUCUUUUUAGCAGCAUUCCCUUCUUAGCGGUAAGAUCCGCUCCCAUAAAAAAAAACUAGAUAGAAGGAAAUUCAAAAUUAAAAAAAAACUUUAGCUCUUACUAGCGAGAAAUAAAUUCACGAAUUAGAAUCGUAAGAACGAACAAGUACUUUAUUUCAAAUGACAGCGGUGUAUUAGGAGCAAGUAAAAAAAGAAAAAGUUGCAAAGAAAACAAAAACAACAACAGAAAAGCAAUAUAAACAACCCACAGGAUAAAGAAAAAAUAAAAUAAAACAACAGAUAAAAACUUGAUCUAAAGGGGAACGAUAACUGCUGUUCGUGUUUUGCGCUGUUUCACCACGAACAGUAUAAAGUUAAAUGUAAAAAUGAUGAGAAACGCCGUGUGUGAGGCGAACGAAUAACCUAUAACUAACCUGUGCCUAGCUGUUUAUCAACAUGUUCAAUACAAAAAAAAAAUCCAACAAAUUUCACUGGUUUAGGUAUAAAUUGAUUUGAGUACUAUUCAGGAUUUUAGUACAGAUUUCUUUUAACGAUCCAUAGGUGAUCAUUAUUUUAUUCGAUUUAUUUGUUUUGAAUCGUAAACUAAAGUCAUAUAUAUGUGUUAUUUCUCUCAUGAACCUUCACUGUUGAUAUAAUGGAAAACAAAACUUACUCCAUCGCUUACCGGAAUCGUAUAUCUUAAAGCGUAAAGAGUCUGUGUUACAAAAACCCUCAACUACAUGUUGGUGACUCGUAAAUGUUCUUCAAAUUUUAAAUCGUUACAAACAAAAAAACGCUCCUUAACCGAAUUCCACACACCCUGUCAAAACGUGUUUAGUAGCUAAGUGAACAUAUAUUGUUGAAUGUGUAGUAUUAUUGCAUUAUGAACCAGAAAGGUGAACAGAAGAACAAGCUAAAGUAAUUCAAAAGCAAACAAACACAAAUCAACGCAACACCACGAAACUAAAGUUGCGGUGGCAUGAAAGUAUUAUAAAUACAUUUACACACAGCAGUAACAAACAAAACAAAACAAAAACAAGGAAAAGACAUGUUAUGCAAAACAUAUAAUGAGAGGGAAAUAUAUUAAAACCCACAACAACAAAAAACCACAACACGUGUAUCCCCAACACAGCUAUGUAUUGCAGCAUUAAAUGUAGUUUUUAGUGGUGAUCAAAAAGUGAAACCCCUAAACAACAACAAACGAACAAAAAAAACAACCAUCACUUGUUAGUAUGCAAAGUUCUAGUUAAUAUUGUAAAGUCAAAACCUAACUAACCUAUAAAUGGCUUUCGAGUAAGUGUGUGUGUAUGUUCUAGCUCAGUGCUCACUGAACGUGUAAUUGUUGUUUCGAGAAGGAUUCACCCUUUGUUGAUUAUUAAUAUGCUAUCCUUUAAGUGAUAUUUCGUUACAAACCGCGAUAUAAAAAAGUUCUGUUAAUCAUCAAUCUUUGUAACAUAUUGAUCAUAUCGCAAGGUGGCAUAAUGUUUGUCCAGAUAAAUUGUUGAUUCUACUCAAUAGCAAAUAGUUGUUUCUGUUUUAUUUUCCAUAUUUUUUCUUUCGACCUAAAAUGCGUUAGACAUUCAAUGCGUUACAAAAAGUUUUAUCAUAAUUUAAAAACAACGGAACUGACUUUAAAGCUCUUUUUUUAUUGAAAGUGGGUAAAAACAAAACAAAAACCCUAACAAAAUGUAGAUGUCCUUCGUCGAAAUUAUGUACAUAGUUGUUCGUUUUCCGUUAAGAAGAAUGAAUGUAAAAAAAAACAGAGAAGAGAAGAGAAAAACAUCGACGGUGAAAUGUGCCGGGUCCUGUGUAAUAUUUAGUAUCCGCUUGUUAAGCGCUUAGUUUAAGAGCUUUUUGUUGCUCGUUUGUGUAUUACCAUAUUACGAUCUCUAGUAAAUCUGUCUUGUUUUGAUUUUUUUCGAUUGAGUUAAAAUAUUUUAAGUAACUUCUCACAAAUUUAAAUAUUGAAAUUUUAAUUGCAAAAAUACGAACUUUUAUCCAAAUAGCACAACAACAGAAAAUAUGUUUUCUUUUCCAUUAAUAUGCAAAUUUUAAGUUCGCGUUUUUUUUAUUUUUUCUUCAUUCUAACUUAAUUAAAAUGAAAAAUUGCAAAGGAUAAAAAUUAUGAUAUGAUAACACACUCAAAAAAAACCACACACAUACAACUAUAUAUAAAUAUAUAGCGUACAAGAGCAGUUCCGUCUAGCGGACAGUAUGGACACAAGUAUUGACCCCACCCGCUCGCUCGCUCCCAAAUUUUAGCAAUUACCAAUCGAUAAACAAAUCAUAUGAGGCGUAUUAUGAAAAAAAGCUAUACACAAACUCGGCAAAAAAGAUGGAGACGUGUAAACACACACAAAAUGGCAUAUACAGAAGCAUAUUAAACGUAUACACCGCUAUGCUAACAUAAAACCGGAAGCGAACGGUGAACCGAGAACUUACAUGGAAGGUAUAGGAGUUAUAUUACAAAAAAUAUAGAGAAACAAAUGAAACGCAUUAUGCAUUAUAAGUAUCAGCAGAUGGGACGAGGAAUAGAAACAACUCUGUUCACACGGUGACAGUAUCGAAAUCGAACGUACGGGAAAUAUUACCUUAAUCUUAGUAGUAACACAACCACAACGUCAAACACACACUCAGACCAACCGCCAUAGUUGUUUUAUUGUUUUGAACCAUUUGUACGGUUGCACCCCGUUUACAGUAGUGACAUUACAGUGCAAAAGAAAGCAAAAAAAGGCAGAUACAAAACCAAAGCACACCAAAAUGCAAACAUAUCAAUGGUAAAAAUCACGUUCAACAACUACCUAGUAAACAACCCCGUAUAUAAUAUCAGUCCUAGGACAUAAGACAAAACAAAAAGAGAAAAACACACCCCCAGAUGGCAGUACUAUCGCCUAGACAGCAAAAAUCGUAAACCAAAAAAAAAGCAAACAAAUCUCACAAAUAAGGGUAAUAGUUGGUAAUAGUUGUAUUUUAAUGGUUAUUAAAUCGAUUUCAACACGAAUGGUAUGAUCGUUUACAAAAACCCGGUUCGAGUUUGGGGGUUGGGUGGGAUACAAACGAGCCCAGAACGAUGUAAAACAGAAAAAGGGGGAAAAGAACGAGAUAAAAAGGGUAAAGCUCGUUUUUUGGCGAAGCUUCAGUAUUGUAACUUUACCCAACACCAUUGGGAAAGAGGGAAAACACGAGAAGGUAGGUGUGCUACCUACGGGUACACCAAAUGGUUCGAUGGGUUCGAUGGACGUGUAAAACGAAGAUGGUAAUAAACUGAAAUAAACAUAUUUAGUUCGACAUUAAAAUAUAACCUA